Messenger RNA from Penicillium argentinense, 1344 nucleotides. It is a transcript of the gene rhgB, whose product is annotated as putative extracellular rhamnogalacturonase. The transcript is spliced from 4 exons. Gene Ontology annotation, molecular function: polygalacturonase activity. Gene Ontology annotation, biological process: carbohydrate metabolic process. NCBI's taxonomy places the organism in Eukaryota, Fungi, Ascomycota, Eurotiomycetes, Eurotiales, Aspergillaceae. The record is from RefSeq and is a predicted model, not a curated record. The coding region runs from base 1 to 1344 and encodes 447 amino acids.
AUGUUUGUCUCUCCUCUCCUCGCAAUCGGCCUGGCGCCAUUGCUCGCAUCCGCCGCUCCCUCCUGGUCUGUCGGUCCAACCACCGAUUACGCCACCAAGGCGGGCAACAAAAUCUGCAAUGUCCUCAACUACGACGGUGUCGCCGAUAACUCCACCGAUAUCGGUCCCGCCAUCAGCUCCGCCUGGGAUGACUGCAAGUCCGACGGCGUUGUCUACAUCCCUUCCGGCGACUAUGCGCUCGAGUCCUGGGUUACCCUAAGUGGGGGCAAGAGCACUGCUAUCCGGAUGGAUGGUACCAUCUACCGGACUGGCUCCGAUGGAGGUAACAUGAUCUUCAUCGAGCAUACCUCUGACUUUGAGCUGUUCAGUUCGAACUCCGAGGGUGCUGUUCAGGGCUUUGGAUAUGAGUUCCACAAGGAUGGUUCUUUGAGUGGUCCUCGUAUCCUGCGUCUGUAUGAGGUGACUGAUUUCUCGGUGCACGAUCUGAUCCUGGUCGAUGCGCCCGCUUUCCAUUUUUCACUAGAUACCUGCUCCAACGGUGAGGUUUACAACAUGGCUAUUCGGGGUGGUGACUCUGGUGGUCUUGAUGGUAUUGACGUGUGGUCUGAUGAGAUGUGGAUUCAUGAUGUCGAGGUCACCAACAAGGACGAGUGCGUCACUGUUAAGAGUCCCUCCAAGAGCAUCCUGGUUGAAAACAUCUACUGCAACUGGAGCGGUGGCUGCGCCAUGGGCUCCCUCUCCACUGACGUCGACAUCAGCGACAUCACCUACCGCAACAUCUACACCUGGUCCUCAAACCAGAUGUACAUGAUCAAGAGCAACGGCGGCAGCGGCACCGUCUCCGGCCUGGUCCUGGAGAACUUCAUCGGCUACGGUAACGCCUACUCCCUCGACAUCGACCAAGCCUGGAGCAGCAUGUCCAUGACCGAUGGAGACGGCGUACAACUGGAGAACAUCACCAUCAGUAACUGGAAGGGCACCGAAGCCGACGGCGCCCAGCGUGGUCCCAUCAAGGUGAACUGCGCGUCCGGCGCCCCCUGCAAGGACAUCACCAUCAAGGACUUUGAGAUGUGGACCGAGGAGGGCGACUACCAGACCUACAUCUGCAACAGCGCCUACGGUUCCGGCGCUUGUCUGCAGGAUGGCGAUGACUACACUGAGUACUCGACCACCGUGACAGUCACCUCUGUCCCGACCGGAUACUCGGCCGCUACCAUGGCUGGAGACCUGUCUACUGCCUUUGGUACGGACUCGGUAAUUCCCAUUCCUACCAUCCCCACUUCGUUUUACCCUGGUGCGACUCCAUACAGUGUUUUGGCUGUGCAGGCGUCGAGCUCUGCUUAA